Protopterus annectens (West African lungfish) is the source of this 10425-nucleotide messenger RNA. It is a transcript of the gene SLC6A9, whose product is annotated as solute carrier family 6 member 9. Bases 681 to 2588 code for a protein of 635 amino acids. Lineage: Eukaryota; Metazoa; Chordata; Ceratodontiformes; Protopteridae. Gene Ontology annotation, molecular function: glycine:sodium symporter activity. The transcript has 15 exons. The record is from RefSeq and is a predicted model, not a curated record. Gene Ontology annotation, cellular component: plasma membrane. Gene Ontology annotation, biological process: synaptic transmission, glycinergic; sodium ion transmembrane transport; glycine import across plasma membrane.
GGUACCAUUCACGCUGCAUGUAUGCGGAAGUUUUUAGGUAGGGGGAAGAAGGAGGCAGUACAUCACCUUCACAGCCUGGCUCAAGGGUUCUAGGGGCGGACACCGGCUCGUUUGUAUAGGCUAAAAAGGGGCGUUACUUUGGUAAAGUAGGAGGAGUAACCAAGCGUCACUGGAGGCUUUCAGGAAUAACAACUUCAGCCCGGUGUGUGACAGCGGGCUGAUGCAACUUUUGAAUGUGCGAAGCAUUACAGCCUAGGCACUGGCAGACGUGGUUGUUGGUUUUGACCCCUUACCCCUACUAUUAAAAAGCGGAGCAUCUACGGAAGAAACAAGGAUCGUGCCGCAUUUAUGGAUCAAUGAAUACCUUUUCUAUUUUUUACGUCAGCUGGCAUUGAUCACAAGACCAGAACUGGGAAGUACUUGAAUUUUAUGUUUCUUUGGCAUUGUCAUCUUGUUAAGUCAUCUCCAAACUUUCCUCAAACAAGUCUCCUACAGAUAAUCAAAUAUUUUGUUUCUGUCACCCAGAGUUGAAACCUAUUGGGCUUAUAUGGUCUAAAUUAUAAAAAGAAAAUAUAAGGACAUUGUACUGGUGAAACUAAUACAAUCAUCUAUCUUUAACCUGGGUACUGAAGCAAAGAGGUAGAAACAUAGCCUAAACCUGUGAAGAUUUUGGUGAAAUUAUGGGAGAGAAGACCCCUGAAGUUGAACAGAAUGGUGCUGUUCUCGGGGGUCCUGUAAAAACAGAUGAAAAUGUGAAGCGUGGAAACUGGGGAAACCAAAUUGAGUUUGUACUGACCAGUGUUGGAUAUGCAGUAGGACUUGGUAAUGUUUGGAGAUUCCCAUAUCUCUGCUACAGAAAUGGAGGCGGUGCUUUCAUGUUCCCUUAUUUUAUUAUGCUCGUGUUCUGUGGGAUUCCACUCUUCUUCAUGGAACUUUCCUUUGGUCAGUUUGCCAGCCUGGGCUGUCUUGGUGUCUGGAAGAUUAGCCCACUGUUUAAAGGAGUGGGAUACGGCAUGAUGGUGGUCUCAACUUACAUUGGUAUUUAUUACAAUGUUGUCAUUUGCAUUGCUUUCUACUACUUCUUCCUUUCUAUGACCAACCUUCUGCCGUGGACCUAUUGUGGCAACACGUGGAACACAAAUGACUGUGCUGGUGUCUUAGAUGCACACAACAGUUCUAGCAAUCUGUCACGAGUAUCAGCAAACAUGUCAGACUGGCUAAAUCACAGCAUGAAGAGGACUAGUCCCAGCGAAGAAUACUGGAAGUACAAAGUACUCAAUGUCUCUAAUGACAUCGGAAAUUUUGGAGAAGUACGUCUGCCUCUUCUAGGCUGCCUUGCUACUUCCUGGCUUAUUGUAUUUCUCUGCCUCAUCAAAGGAGUAAAGUCAUCAGGAAAAGUUGUAUAUUUCACUGCUACUUUCCCAUAUGUGGUCUUAACAAUACUGUUUGUGCGCGGAGUCACGCUGGAAGGAGCUGCUACUGGUAUCAAGUACUACCUGACUCCACAGUGGGAAAUGAUUUUAAAUGCCAAGGUUUGGGGCGAUGCUGCAUCCCAGAUUUUCUAUUCCCUGGGCUGUGCCUGGGGUGGUUUAAUUACCAUGGCGUCCUAUAACAAGUUUCAUAAUAACUGCUACAGGGACAGCAUUAUCAUCAGUGUCACAAACUGUGCAACAAGCGUCUAUGCUGGCUUUGUCAUCUUCUCCAUCCUAGGGUUCAUGGCACAUCAUUUGGGAGUGAAUGUCUCAGAUGUGGCAGACCACGGGCCUGGUCUUGCUUUUGUGGCUUAUCCAGAGGCUCUAACACUCCUUCCUAUCUCUCCACUCUGGUCUGUGCUGUUUUUCUUCAUGCUUAUUCUGCUUGGUCUUGGAACGCAGUUUUGCUUGCUGGAGACACUGGUAACGGCCAUAACGGAUGAGAUUGGCAGUCAAUGGAUCAUCCGAAGAAAGACCUUUGUAACUUUAGGGGUGGCCAUUGUUGGCUUCUUACUGGGAAUUCCACUCACUACUCAGGCUGGUAUUUAUUGGUUGCUUCUGAUGGAUAACUAUGCUGCAAGCUUCUCCCUCGUUGUUAUUUCUUGCAUUAUGUGCAUUGCUCUUAUGUAUGUCUAUGGGCACCGUGAAUACUUCAAAGAUGUGGAAAUGAUGCUGGGCUUUCCUCCGCCAAUCUUUUUUAGAAUUUGCUGGAGAUUUGUGUCACCUGCAAUUAUUUUUUUUAUUCUCAUCUUCACGGUCAUCCAGUACAAACCUAUUACCUACAAUAACUAUGUUUACCCCAACUGGGCUAUAGCACUUGGAUUCCUCAUGGCUCUGUCAUCUGUCAUCUGCAUCCCAGGAUAUGGAUUCUUCAAACUCCUUAGUUCAGAGGGUGAUACGUUUCUUGAGCGCCUCAAAAAUGCUACAAAGCCUAGCAGGGACUGGGGUCCAUCCCUUCCUGAGCACCGCCGUGGACGUUAUGCCCCUCUGAGCAGCCCUUCCUUUGAAUGCAAUGCAGAGAUCCGGCCACUGCAGCCAGAGAAGAAAAGUGAGGAUAUCAGCUUAAAUAUCCAGGGAAGCAAUGGUUCAACCUACAAGCAAGAUGCAAAUGUGUAGCCAGAGGUUAAAUGGCCACCCACUCCAUAGAACCAGGACAUGAAACACAGCCUUUGCAUAUUGUGAAGGCUCAUCUCCUUACACUGCAUCAAAGUUUGGGAAGUUAAUGUCUGAAGAAAGAAAACAUUACAUCUCUUACUUUUUGUAUAUUUUUUUAAGUGAAACCCAGAUGAAAAGCAAGCAAAUCAGUAUUCUUUGUACAUAUAGAUUUAUGUAAAUAAAUAUAUAUAUUAUAUAUAUAUUUCUGUCUUUUAAGACUGAUGAAAGAACCUAGAGAUGACAUGUUUUUCUGUGCCAUAUUAUGCACCAUCAGCAGUAAAAUCUUAUUUGUUAUGCCUAGCUGUGGCAGCAGAGGUGUUGGUGAGCAGGAACAAGCCAGCAUUCUUAGGAAAAAGUCACUGUUACUGAAGGCAUCCAAGCACCUACAAGCCUUAUACUGUGAAGUUUUCAUUAGCAGUGAAUCUAACAUACUAUUUCCCUUUAUUGAUUGGGAAUACUUAUCUUGACAGGUAACAGUAGGUAUUUUGCAUCUAGGAGCUUAGUUCGUGAAGUGCUGUCCCAUUCACCUUUCAUGUGAUAGUCAUGCCAUCUGAUUCUGUUUCAGAAGCAGGUUGGGAGUUGAACAAGCUGCAUUUGUUGGUUAUGAGAGUAGGAUCUUGCCACAGAUUCAGUAUGACAGUACAUUUAAGGGAUAGGGGUGUAAAGAGAACACAUAAGUAGAACUUAGCUUAGUGCACCCUACUGUUUGAGCUUUGAAACUCACACAAUUUGAACUCUGUGUAACUCUGAAUACUAUAAUACCUGUUGCACCCCAAUCAAUACUAAAGCAGGUGUAUACCUCUUUUGGGUUACCAAAGAAAAAUAGUAUAGAACCCUCAAUUAAAAACUACUUGAAGCAACACAUAUCUCAGCUAAUGUGCAUCUUCCUUCUGAUAAUGGCACAGAAUGAGAAGAACUAAAGCCAUAUGGUUCUUCAGUUAGACUGAAUGUUGUUGUUCUGAAUUUAUCCAGUGCUUGAAAAAAAAAAGGGUAGUGGCAGCAUGGUGUAUGAUAUGAUAUCGACAGAUCUGUCCUUUGAUUGAAUGCUUAUUCAUACACACACAGAAAAGUAUAAAAUAUUAAAUAUAGGCAAAUGACAUUAAUGUCUAUGCCAAGAAGCCAGUCUGCAAUUAACUCAAAAAUGUACUGCUAACAAAGUAUUCAACCAAUCUAUGCUUAAAGGCAUUUAGAUUCUUUAGCUUCUUAUUACAGUUCUACGGUUCACAACUCUUUCACUAAAGUAACUACUGGCAAGAAAACUUCAUUUAUAUUCACUCAACAAUUUUUUACUCCCAUGCAAAAUUGAUUGGAGUUACAAACAACCAAGAAGAAAUAGACUAUUACUAGCAUUAUAAAAUUCUUUUGUCCUUGAGUAUCUUCUUGGCUUUAAUUGCUUCAAAAUCCAACUGAAAAAUUAUAUCUUUCUUUGAUUUUUCUGAGAGUGUUAGGUAUUCAGGUGAGCAUCUUAGAAGACAAAUGUAGGACAUCCAAGCAUACCUCUCAAAUGUCCAAAUUUUUACAGAAUGUCCAGGUUUUUGCCUCAUAAUUUUGGUUUGUUCCUCAUAACAUUUGUUUUCUGGCAAGUCACUGAGGACUGAAGUCACUAAAUAAUGACAUACAUUUCAGUUUCAGACUUCACAUCCUUGAGAAAAUGCAUAAUAACGCAAAUUAUGUUAUUUUAGCAACUUUCUAAUUUACAAAAGCAAUAUUUAAAAUAUUUCACUGUUUUAGGGCCUUCAUCCCCCCCAUUUCAGACUUUUUACAGAUUUCCUUUAGUAAGAAGUUGAGAGGUAUGCGUCCAUGUCAGUUAUGAACAAGGAGAUAUAGUGCAGCAACAAAUAACUGUACGAGUCACUUAUAUAUAUAUAUAUAUAUAUAUACACAUAUAUAUAUAUAUAUAUAUACAUACAUACAUACACACACACAAACACACACAUAUAUAUACAUACAUAUAUAUAUAUAUAUAUAUAUAUAUAUAUACACAUACAUAAACACACAAACACACACAUAUAUACAGCCUCUGUAUGCAUGUUAGAUGUGAGAAGAAAGGCUAGAUCUUAGCUAUCCCAAAAUCUACUCAUAUGAUUAUUAUUUUGUUGGGUGGUUUCAAGGAUUUCACCCUAUGCACAUACUGCUGUGGGUGUCUGCCUCUUCAUAUAUUUAAACAAUAUCUCCUGUACUGCAAACACAUUUGAAUGCAAUACUUCCUGCACUUGAAGAGAUUAUCAGUAGCAUACUGGAUGUUCUUCAUGUUUCACUGUUGCAGUCAUCACACUUGUAUGGUAUAUGGUAAUAUGGUAAUUAACAUUUGCCUUUCCCACUGAACUCAGCAGUUAUUGGUAUAAUCUACUUGGACUGUUCAGUCUCAGGCAGCAUGCCAUUUUGCUUUGCCAUAAAGGACAUUUCUUAUUUUCAUCCUGUGUUUCUAUACCAGUGUGAAUAAAUAGAUCAGGCAUUCUCUUAGUGGCAGAGUCUAACUCUUCCAUUCUUCUGUAUUAGUCCAUUUAGGUUGAAAGCAGAUUGAAUAUCUGAACAUUUUGGAGUAGUGUUCAGAUACAAGGUGGUGUUAACUCUAGGCCAUAGACCAGCACUUUCCAAUGUGUCACUGACCGUAGGUUUAGGAGUCUAUGAUCAUUGCUCCCUUCUUUCGCCCUGUUGUUUCUUACAUCCUUCCAAGACAUGGGUUGUUGACUUGGCUUCCUCCUUACCUUCUUUUUUUCAUGGCCCCUGUGAACUGGAAUUAGUUUGCUACUUCCAGUUCUUUGUUAAUGAGUUGACCGGAGAAGGGCUGCUACCUUUCAAUUUGGUGUUCUACACCAAUGGGUAUUGAUCAUCUCUUUUCUGGGUACGUAAUUGCAGACAGAUGCCCAGCACAUCUUACUGUCUGUGUGAAGGAAGAAGGGUAGACUUCCUAGAUAACAUUCUUAUUACCUCCUGCCCUUUGCUCUAUUUACAUGAAGGAUGGAGUGUUAGAGUUGGACCUGGCUCUCUUUUUCAUUCAGUUCCAUAUAGUUGACCUAGAGCAGUUGUGUCUUUAGCUUGCUUUCUUGAGUGGUUGUGCAGUUGCUCACUAAUGUGACUGUCAGUGGAGUGGGAAAGCUACUCCACACCAGCCAUAAUUAAGAAUUUUUGCCAUUUUCCCUGGUGGACAAAUGGACUGAGUGAGAAGCCUAGUCCUGUUUGAAGAGUGGUGACCCUUGAUAUCUGUACAGUAGGCAUUACUAGCAUCUGCUGAACAGCAUUUGACUGGCAGCCUGCCUGAGCAGGGGUUGUCAGUAUUAGUUUGCAGAGCAGAAUGUUUGCGAUUCAAGAGCUCUUACUUUUCUUGCCCAUUUGCCUUCUUUGGCAUCAGGAGUGGAAGGAGCAGUUGGGUUAAAUUGAUCUGGUACAUUUCCAUCUCCUACCAAAAGGAAUAGGCUAUAGCAGCAUUCAGGGGCUUCUGGGCAGAUGUUUGGGUGUUGAGCUAGUCACAAGGGGUUUCAUUUCUGAUACCCAUCCAGGAUUUGCUUUCAGUGUAAUCUCAGUGGUCACAAAUUCCCUAGCUAGUAGUGGGCCUGUGCUGUAUUACCUUUUCUUGCCCUUCUGACUGUUGUGUCUUAGAAAUGAUGCUUCUUUGCUCAAGCCUGUUAAUGAACUUACUAGCAGAGCAUCACUGUGUCUGCCUGCCAGUACCCUUGGUAGUCUGGUCUGGUUAAUGGUGUUGGGUUAUUCAUGGCUGGUGCCCAAAAUACUUUUGGCCAUUCUUGGAGUAAUAGUACAAGUUCCCACACUAAAGGCAUUGCUUGCUGUCCAGAAUCCUCCUUCCUUGGAGAUUGCAACCAUUUUCCACUUCUAAGGCAAUGAGAUUGUUAAUUGGAACUGGUGCAGCUGAAACUCCCAUAGGAUAUGAUUUGGGGAUGAGAGAGAAGCAGCUUCACCUUUGAUGUGACACCCUCUUGGAAGGAUGCCUAGACUUAGUUGAUUCUUUCAUGAGGUUCCAAAACAGUCACAUUAAGUCAUGAUCACCUUGUGAAGCAUAUGACUUGCUUCUUAAUCUCUUCCUUUGAUAAUGAAGAAUUUGGUGGUCUUGAUUGACUGCCUGGGUCACAGUGGCCUCUGGCCCACUUGCUCAGCCUAAUAAACCAUGAAAGAUGGCUUACAUCAUCUUUCUUCUUCCUUCGGAGCUUCCACUCAGUCUAGCAUCACUUUGUUUUUGGAUUCCAUACACGAGACACUGGUACUCUUCAAAGUCAACUAAUGGGGGGUGUUCAUGGUUCCUUUGGAUCUUUAUUAGCCUGCUAGAACCUGGAAACAGCCCCACUUGUGGCUGCUAUCCAUGGAGGCCUUUGAUGAGGUUGGAAUGAUUUGCUGUUUUGGUAUGGAGCUCUCUGGAUAACUACUUUAUGACUUUUUAUGCAAUGUUUUUUUUUUGUGAUUCUCCAUAGAUGCAUAAUAGCAUCAACCACUAAUCUCUUUCCUCUAUACUCUUCCUGAACAAAGGAGUAUUGUGUUUUUGGUGACACUGAACCCCCAUGGCAGUGUCAGCUAGUUCUCCAUGAAAGAUUAUGCAUCUUACAGAAGACAUAGACAUAGAGACAUAGGCUUCUGUGCUCAGACUGUGGUUUUGGACUUGUUUCUUGCAUCUGUGGCUGUAGAUGAUUUGCCCUUCCAUAUGGGUUUCUGAAGGCAAUUUUAUUUCCUUGGACCUCUGCAUUGUCAAAAUUUCAACUUAUUUGUGUACUUUUCUAGCAGUCAAAUUCUUGUUUGGGUGGAGCUGAUUAAUUAGGUACUUUAUACUGUGCUGCCAACACAUCCAUCUCCAUAAUGUCUUGUUUGGAGUUCUGUGUACAUUGCCUUUGUUUCAGGCCCAAUGGGACCUUCAUAGGAAGGGCUACAUUGUCUAGUAUCACUGUAUGCUGUGAAAUUCCUUGUUACUGCCCUUUAGGAGGUUCCAGGCAUUUCCUUUCUGCAGUCUGUGGAUUUGCAGUGCUUUAUAAUUUUGCUGGCCAUGUGACUUCUGUAUUGCCUAAGUCUACUCAGAUUCAACCAAAGGUUUGUUUUAGCUUGAGAGCUGUGCAAGCUGAAGUGCAAGGCUUCAUAUUCUGCCAUAGAUAGGCCUAUGUUACGGAUGCUGCAAUUUGUGGCUUUACUGGAAACAUCUGCAUUUUGAGAAUGACAGAUGUACUAGGGUCUACGUGGUCAAAGACCCAGAAUUUAUUGGCGAGUUUCCUAUUCCUCCCACCUAGAAGAGGUUGCUGCAGUCUCCGUCUUACUGGUUAAGGAAGACUAAAUCUCCUUAAGCAGAUUUGAAGGUUUUGCACAUGCUAUAAUGCUAUAAUGCUAAAUCUGUUUUGAGAAUUCAUUCUUCAGUAAGCAACCCUCAACUCUGUCUCUCCAGCUAGGAAGAAGUUGGCUUGCUAUGUUUUAUUCUUUUUUACUUGUCUUUUUUUAGCUUGGUCCAAGCUGCAAAAUGGAAGAGAGAAUUACAGAUAUCAUGGGAAUGGGCUGUACUUGUCAGACAUGGAAAAAGUAUAUUCACUAAUCACAACAUGUGUAGAGUGCCUGAGUCCUAUGGUUCAACAAACAGAUGUAGCAUAACUGUACACACAAAACACUUGUAGGUAUGCAAACAAUCAUGCCACUAGUUAUCCUUAUAGUGCUAACGCCAUCCUUAACAAGAAUUUUCUCAUUCAAGUCUGUGGCUACACAUUUUUGUUGGCUUGUAUUGUUCUUGUCUCUCGAUCUUUUCUAAUUUUGAAACAGCCUCUGUAUGCAUGUUAGAUGUGAGAAGAAAGGCUAGAUCUUAGCUAUCCCAAAAUCUACUCAUAUGAUUAUUAUUUUGUUGGGUGGUUUCAAGGAUUUCACCCUAUGCACAUACUGCUGUGGGUGUCUGCCUCUUCAUAUAUUUAAACAAUAUCUCCUGUACUGAAAACACAUUUGAAUGCAAUACUUCCUGCAUUUGAAGAGAUUAUCAGUAGCAUACUGGAUGUUCUUCAUGUUUCACUGUUGCAGUCAUCACACUUGGGUUAUCCUGCCAGAGGGCUACCCCUGGCAGGAUAACCCAAGUGUGAUGACUGCAACAGUGAAUACACUUGAACAUCUACAUUUAUGGUAAGUGUACACAACUGUACUUUUCUUCCCACAGUUUGUUUGCAGAGAGGUCUAUAGGGAUAUAUAAUUGUGCUGCCUUCAGGCAAACAUCAGUGGCUCAGGCUUGUUCUUAAAGCCAUGCUUCUGCUGCUCUAACAAUUAGUUGGUUCUACCCUUUCUACUUUGCUAAAAACUAUAACUGAACUUCUGCAUUGUAACCUUUCUAAUGUAUUUAAUGCAUGUAGAAACUGCUUUGUUUUCUGUUUAUAAUGAAUCUUAUUAUGAAGUACAUAUUUCAUAUUGUUAUUCUGUUCUUUUUUAACAGCAAUAACUGUACAGUGUACCUUCCAAUAACAGCUGUGUAGUCUAAGUUGUCAUGUCUGAUACUUGAACUGUAAACUUUGCAUUUUUUUUUGUUCUGUGUUUGAUUAUUUUUCUUAGUUAUAAUGGCUGGAGUUAACCUAUAUUCCAUGUUAUUAUGUUUUUGUUCUGUCUUUAAAUUGGUUGUCCUUAGGUACUCUGUAUCCUGUAGAAACACUGUACCUAUAGCAAGAUUCCAACUCCUGUGCAAGCUACCUCACACCAGAGCCCCAUUACUGUUAUCUGUAAACUGUAAUAUGUACUUUUUAAUUUAACUCUCUCCUCCCAAAUAUAUUUCCAAGACAGCUUUUCUUUUUUUGACUUGGCUCUGGGAUGUCACAGCCUGGAAAAUAAUCUAUUAAUUAUCCUCCAGCCACCAUUCUUAUUGUGGACCAUGGUACGUUUUACAGCAGACUGCUACUCUUCAGUGCCAUACUGAUUGCACAUCAGUUUUGAAGUUACAUAUUUUUUAUGUUUCAGCAGCUUUUACAAAUUAUGAUAUUCACGUCUUUUCUCUUUGUGCGAGUAACACUAAGCACUGGUAAGCCAAGGAGACAAAUGAAUAUAUCCUGAGCUUCCAAGUUCUCUGGGGGAACACAUAGGCUAAUUUAGUAGUUUACUGAAAACAUUCAAAAUUGUGAGUCGAUUAUGUCAUAUCAGAGUACACACUACUCUUAGAUUAUUAAACAUUUUCACAUAUCAUUGAACUGUAAGUGUUAAUAUUUAAACAAAAAUUAAGACAUGGAAAUUCAUCUCUGUAGUAGCCAUGAAAACUGGCUCCAUGUAGUGAGUCUGUGCUGCCAGUUAGAUUUUAGUUGUUUUUAGGAUAGAGGGUUAUGUCCUGAAAAGAGGCAGAACUUGUUCCAACUGACUACAACAGAAUUACUGGGGAAGGUCAUCAGAUUUCAGUGUUCAGGGCUAUAGAUUAACUGAACCUGCAUUGAUAUUUUACUUUUAAAUCUUUUUCUUAGCUUUGGAAUUCUUGAGUGGCAUGUAAUUCUUUUUAUUUAUGCCCUCAUAUACCAAAGGGUCUCAUUACCUCUUAACUAGAGAGCUCCUUGGUACUGUUUCCUACAAUCUGCAUGACGACUCCCAGCCUCUUGUGGGGACAUUCAGAUCAUAUGAUCAAACAUUUACCAGCAGGUUGUGCACAUCUUCAGCAUUCUCUGUAAAUCAGUAUUGUAAUGUGUUGCCUGUUGGAUAAAAAUCCAUGUUUAUUUUUUCAAUUAAAUGUUUGGGUUAUUGCAAAUUGAAUUAAAAGAUCAGCAGACCAUCAAGCAUAGAUACAUUUGUACGUUUUGUGAGUCACAACAUUCAGUUUUGCUGUACUGCUUGGUAGAUGUGUGAAUAAAGAAUAGCAAGUAACCAA